UGUGGGACUCGUUUGUGAGUAGUGCGCGUGUAUGUGUGUGAGAGAGAGGUAGAGAGGAGUGGUGACAAGUCUUCCUGGCGAUACGCUCUCCUGAAAGACAUACUCGAACUCCCUCUUUCAUAUUGUCGUGGUUUAGCGUCGAGUCGCCAGGUGUUUGGAGGUGGUCCGCAGGAUGUCGCUUAAUGGGCCACAGCUUACGAGCUUGGUGUCAGAAGUUGUGCCUCCGCUGACAUAUGCAGCUCACAAAGGCCAGGCUGGCCGAAUUGGCAUAAUGGGUGGAUCCUUAGAAUAUACAGGUGCACCUUACUUUUGUGCUAUGACUGCUCUACGUAUUGGUGCAGAUUUAACUCACAUCUUUUGUCAUCGUGAUGCAGCUGUACCCUUGAAGUCAUAUUCUCCAGAGCUGAUUGUCCAUCCCUUAUUAGAUGCUAAUGACCCAAUGACUGAAAUUGAUGAGUGGCUACCUCGUCUUCAUGCCUUAGUGUUGGGUCCUGGUCUUGGAAGACGACCGCAGACAUUUGCUACUUUGGGCCAUGUGAUUGAAGCAGCCAAGGAUCGCCAGUUGUUGCUUGUUAUUGAUGCUGAUGCUCUUUUCUACCUGAAUGAAAACUAUGACACUUUACAGGGAUACAGCAAUGCAAUUUUAACCCCAAAUAAGGUGGAGUUUGCUCGUCUGUACCGAGCAGUCAUGAAAGGGGAUAUGAAGGCAGAACAUGUUACUUCUGAUCAUGUUCAACAAGUGGCAAAGAAGUUAGGUGUUACAGUUGCAUGCAAGGGUAAUGUUGAUAUCAUUGCAUCAGGUGACACUGUCAUUACGUGUGAGGUUCCUGGCUCUCCAAGACGUUGUGGUGGUCAAGGUGAUGUGCUCAGUGGUGCUGCUGCAAUCUUCCUUUAUUGGGCAUUUGGCACAGCAGCUGCCACAAUAGAAAAACCACUUUACCCACCAACAGUAUUGGCAGCAUGGGGUGCAUGUGCUCUAACCCGUCGAGCUUCUGGUCUGGCCUUUACCCAGCGUGGACGGGGUACACUCACUACAGAUAUGCUUCAGUUUGUUAGUCAGGCCUUCACAUCUCUCUUUGUUAACAAAUCAAAAUGAAGUUAAUACCCAUCUUUAAUCCAUUCUUAUUAACCCAGUCUCAGUUUAUAUGGCCCAGUGAUUCCAGUUUCCAUUAUAGCCAUCAUAAUGUUGUAGAGAUCAAAUUGCAGGGUCCUUUCUACUCAGCUUUAACUAUAUGUCGAGUUUUGUUCAUGGUGCUCAAUAUUUUCUUCACCCUAAAUUAAAUACUACAAUGUUUGAAUAAAGCCACUAUAGUUUUAUGUUACAAUGAAUCCCUAUUCUUGUUUGUGGUACACAUUUUGUUAAUUUUUUUUUUUUUUUGCACAUUUAAAUUUUAUGUUUAUCUCACUCUCUGGUUAGUGAACUUUCUGCAAGAGGCUCAUGUCAGCCCAAAUUUUUUGGGGAAAAUGUGGGUAGUCAGUAGUUGUAAAACUUUAUUAUAGGAUUGUUCUAGAAACUUUGUAGUCUAUAUUUGUUUUGUCUUAGAUAAGAAAAUGUCUUUCUUUGUAAUGUAUAACUUGUGUUCAAGUGAAGAAACCGAUAUAGAGCUUAGGAGGAAAUUAUGAACAUUUUAGGUUAUUGUUUGUGGUUCAUUUUGUUACAUUUUACAUUAACUUUUCCAUUCCCUUACAUGAUACCUCACAUAAGCACUUGGUGUAAUGUAUUGUUGAAGGUUAAUUGUAUUAUCUAAAUGUUGCAGGCUUUAUUAAAGCAAGUAAAUGAAAUUUUCAAAUUUGUAAGCAAGGAUUAAUAUAUGGUAUAAUUGUAUUAGUUUAAAAUCUAUUCAGAAGCCCUAAUUAUUAUUUUAUAAUAUGUAUCUUGGCAUUUAUUAUGCUUUGAAAACUGUAGCACAAGACAAAUGGUGUAUUAAUAAUGUCUUAAAUAUACCGUAUAUUGGAUCGUAAUGUAAAAAUAGCGCCUUAAGCUUUACAAAUUGUCACCACGAGUAUCCAUAAUAAUGAACAAUAUAUUUUUUUGUUUUUAUAAGAAUAUUUUUAUUUAUGCAUAGUAAACAUUAUUAAUGUUUGCAUGUAGCUACUAAAAUACUUAAAAUUAACACAUGUUUGGCGAGUUCCUCUCAUGAUAAAAAAGAGGCUAUAAAGGGAGAGAAUAUAAUUGUGAUAAAUUAAAAAUAAACAAAUUUUAUCA
Procambarus clarkii (red swamp crayfish) is the source of this 2206-nucleotide messenger RNA. Its product is annotated as ATP-dependent (S)-NAD(P)H-hydrate dehydratase. Gene Ontology annotation, molecular function: ATP-dependent NAD(P)H-hydrate dehydratase activity. Lineage: Eukaryota; Metazoa; Arthropoda; Malacostraca; Decapoda; Cambaridae. Gene Ontology annotation, biological process: metabolite repair. The record is from RefSeq and is a predicted model, not a curated record.